Molecule: messenger RNA, 840 nt
Organism: Ctenopharyngodon idella (grass carp)
Lineage: Eukaryota; Metazoa; Chordata; Actinopteri; Cypriniformes; Xenocyprididae
Product: serine/threonine-protein kinase pim-3-like
Exons: 6
Coding region: 1-840 (279 amino acids)
Biological process (GO): protein autophosphorylation; negative regulation of apoptotic process; regulation of mitotic cell cycle
Cellular component (GO): cytoplasm
Molecular function (GO): ATP binding; protein serine/threonine kinase activity
Source: RefSeq, a predicted model, not a curated record
AUGAGCACUGUGGAGAAAGUUAACAAAGAUGAAGCUGAAGAGAAUAGCAACACUUCAGUGUACAGCCAUGUGUCUCCUUUCAGCGCUGUGGAGAAAGUUAACGAAGAUGUUCCUAAAGCUGAAGAAAACAGCAACACUUCAGUGUACAGCUGGCACAGCUGUGUUUCUACCCUCAACACUGUGCAGGAGGCUGAUGCUCCCAGACAAGAGCAAGAGGACAUCAACGUGGCACUCAAAUAUGUGGCGAAGGAAGAAUGCUAUGAAAGUGAGCGACUUGGUCUAUUUGGCAAAUCGCUUCCAAAUGAGGUCGCUAUGAUGAUUCAGGUGAGCAAAGGCCCCAGCGUUCCUCAAAUAAUAAAGCUGCUGGACUGGUAUGAGACACGGAAGGAAUACAUACUGGUCAUAGAGCGGCCCACGCCUUGCAAAGAUCUGCGGAAGUAUUUAGUGCAGAAUGAUGGCAGAAUCAGUGAGUCAAAAGCACGAGCUGUGAUGCAUCAAGUUGUUACUGCUGAAAGAAUAUGUUUUGAAAGGGGAGUCUUCCACAGCGACAUCAAGCUUGAAAACCUGCUAAUCAACGAGAACAGCUUACAGGUCAAAUUAAUCGACUUCGGUGUUAGUAGAAGCUUGAAGACGUUUGGUUAUACGAGGUACAAUGGCACAAAACUUUACGCUCCCCCUGAGGCUUUCCACAGAAGAUGGAGGUACCACGCCAAGCCGGCAACAGUAUAUUCUUUAGGUGUACUGUUGUUCGUGUUGCUGUUUGGGAAGUACCCUUACAAGGUGAAACCUGAGGCCCUUGCCAACAUCUUGAAAGAAGCAGAAAUUUCCAAAGGAAUUUAA